CUCGAGUCAGCCUUCGUGCGUCCCUGUUCGCUGUUUACUCGUCUCUACCUCUCCACUCUCCCUUCGCUCUGCCCAAACCAACAGCGGGACCAGACGUGCUGCUCUCCUCACUCCAGGAUGCACUCGUCUCCGCUGAGGCUCGUUUAGCACACCCCAGAGUAGUCUGAUAGAGAGCUUUUGGUUACGGGAUUUGGCCAUGGGUUUGUGCGUGGUUCCGCUGCUCCUCGGCUAUUACUUAGUGUCCAGUUUGCUGUGUAACGCUGUGGCUUUCGUGGAGGAGCCGUCUGGGGGCAGAGCGGACGGGUACUGCGGCCGGAUCCUGCGCGCACAGACCCAGGGCACCCGCCGGGACGGACACCAUGAGUUCAGGCUGCGAGUGGAGGGCGACCCCGAGACCUACCAGCCCGGCAGCACGUAUAGAGUGGUCCUGCUGGCACAAAGCCCCUCCUAUUUCAGGGGCUUCACUCUCAUCGCUCUGAAGGAGGGGAGAGAGGGCACCGCUGAAGACGACUACACGGGACAGUUUCAGAUUAUUGAUGAAGACGACACACAGUUCAUGACCAACUGUCCACCUGCAGUGACAGAGAGCACCCCCCGCAGACGCACCAGGAUACAAGUGUUCUGGACAGCGCCCCCCACUGGUAGUGGGUGUGUCAUCCUCAAGGCCAGCAUCGUGCAGAAGAGAAUCAUCUAUUUCCAGGAUGAAGGUUCCCUGACUGUCCGGCUGUGUGAGCGAGAAAUCGUGUUUGGUGAAGCCACUCAGACACCUGCUUUGGAGUGCUGUGCCUGUGGAACGGCCAAGUACCGCCUCACCUUCUAUGGAAACUGGUCUGAGAAAGUACAUCCCAAGGACUAUCCAAGACGAGCCAAUCACUGGUCUGCUUUGAUUGGGGCUUCCCACUCCAGGAGCUAUGUGCUGUGGGAGUACGGAGGCUACGCCAGUGAGGGGGUGCGGCAGGUGGCCGAGCUGGGCUCACCCAUCAGGAUGGAGGAGGAGAUCCGCCAGAAGGGAGAUGAGGUCCUGACAGUCAUUAAAACCAAAGCUCAGUGGCCGGCCUGGCAGCCCCUGAACCUACGAGCUGCCCCCUCUGCAGAGUUCUCAGUGGACCGUACACGUCACCUGAUGUCCUUUCUGACCAUGCUGGGGCCCAGUCCAGACUGGAACGUGGGUCUGUCCGGAGAAGACCUCUGCACCAAGGACUGUGGCUGGGUCCAGCGCCUGGUGACAGACCUCAUCCCCUGGGACGCAGGCACAGACGGAGGCAUCACAUAUGAGUCUCCAAACAAGCCCACGAUUCCUCAGGAGAAGAUCCGGCCCCUGACCAGCCUGGACCACCCCCAGAGUCCCUUUUAUGACCCCGAGGGAGGGGCCAUCACUCCAGUGGCCAGAGUGGUUGUGGAGCGCAUCGCCAGGAAGGGAGAGCAAUGUAACGUGGUCCCAGACACUAUUGACGAUAUCGUGGCUGAUAUCGGACAAGAGGAGAAAGAAGAAGAUGAUACCCCAGAGACUUGCAUCUACUCGGGCUGGUCCCCCUGGUCGGCCUGCAGCAGCUCCACGUGUGAGAAAGGUCGUAGGAUGAGGCAGAGGAUGCUCAAGGCUCAGCUGGACCUCAGUGUGGCCUGUCCCCACACUCAGGACUUUCAGCCCUGCAUGGCCCCGGGCUGCAACAUGGAGGAGCCGUCGACGUGCAUGAUGUCGGAGUGGAUCAGCUGGUCUCCCUGCAGUGUGUCCUGUGGGAUGGGCAUGAGGUCCAGGGAGAGAUACGUCAAACAGUACCCUGAGGACGGCUCUCUGUGCCAGCUCCACACCGAGGAGACCGAGAAGUGUGUGGUCAACGAUGAGUGCUCUCCUAGUAGCUGUGUGGUAACGGAGUGGGCAGAGUGGGACCCCUGCAGUGUGACCUGUGGGCUGGGCAUGAGGAGGAGAGAGCGAAUGGUGAAGAUGCCCCCUAUUGACGGCUCCAUGUGUAAGACUGAGGUGGCCGAGGUGGACAAGUGCAUGAUGCCAGAGUGCCACACCAUCCCGUGCAUGCUGACGCCCUGGUCGGACUGGAGCGAGUGCAGUGUGACUUGUGGGCGGGGCUUAAGGACACGACAGAGGAUGCUGAAGUCUGACCCCACUGAGUGCACAGAGGAGCUGGAGCAGACUGAGAAGUGCAUGCUGCCAGAGUGCCCGAUUGACUGCAUGGUGUCAGAGUGGUCCGAGUGGUCUGAGUGCAACAAAUCGUGCGGUAAAGGCCACACCAUCCGCACGCGCAUGAUCAAACUGGAGCCUCAGUUUGGGGGCAGCCCCUGUCCUGAGACCAUCCAGAGAAAGAAGUGCAAGAUCCGCAAGUGUCGUCAGAAGGCCAAAGAGGAGAGGGGCGGAGCCGGCAACAGGAGGAGGCGGGGCAAGCAGGGCCAGGAUGCAUCUGUGGAGGAUCAGCAAGGUUGCCGGAUGCAGGGCUGGGGCACUUGGUCGGACUGUUCGAAGCCCUGUGGUGGUGGAAUCCAGGAGCGCUUCAAUACAGUGAAGAAAAGGCCCAGAGUAGCUCAACCAGCAAACUGCAAAGAUCGCAAGGAGAUCCGUGCAUGUAACGUCCAUCCCUGCUAGGGGGCACUACUGAGCUACACAAGCUACAGAGAGAGAGGGAGAGGGAACGGUGAAAUUCUGACGCGGACACAACUGAGAAAUAAAUGUUACAGUGUUUUUUAGCGAAGCCAUUUUAGAUGUUUUGAUUUGAGUGACAGGGCUGACUUCUUUAAGACCACUAUGAAGGUUACAGUUAUUGGAUGUGGUCUGAACCCAUGACUUCAAUUGACAGACUUAUAAUAUAGCCAUAGACAUAAAAGAUUUCAGCAGCACAUUACUACUUUAUGGAGAGUAGCAAUAGAAAUUAACAAUUUCUUUUUGUGAACCAAUAUUAAAAACGUACAUGGUGAGAAUGUUAACUGGUAAGGCAACUUGUUGUAAAUGGCUUUUGUAAAAUAAAAUCUUGCUAAAAUGUUAAAUAUAUAUCUUGGUUAUUAGCCCUAAUCAGAGAGAUAAAAUAAGAUGGAUUUUGAGGAGGUCCCUGAACACUCUGGAGGUACUGUGUAUGUACUCCCACUAACCACUCUUAUAAAAGACACUGCUAUGUAAAGUAAACAUUGACACAUUGAAACGAGAUGUUUUAUACUAUUGGAGUUAGUCUUUCUAUACUGUACUGUUAUUGUUAUUGUCCUUUCAGCUAAUGUAGCAUUAAUCUUCACCAGGUCUGCACACACCCUCUUCAAGCAUGUGUCAAUACAGAUUUGACCCUACACUGUCCCUUGUAAGGUUGAUGGGAAUAUAUUUGGUGUGGCCUAAAAACAAUGAAAUGAAAUACAACCAACUCACAUGGAGAAAAUUGUGAAAUGGUUGUUAAUAAAUUGUGCAACUUAAUAUCCUUGUAAUAAAACAAUAUUUUCUUUUUUGCGCCUUAUCCACUCCUUCAUUCAUUUGCUAAGAAUGCCAUUUUUAUUAUUUUGAUGUCAGGAAGAACCGCAGUUUUGUUGUAGAUUAAAUCUGACUGUACUUCUGUGUGUUGGUUUGAGACUCAAGUCCGCUCAGUGACUGUUAGCGCACAUUUAUAUGUUCCAGGCACCAAAGUUUUAUUUCAGAUGUUGCUUACUUCAUUCUGGUAAAGGCAGACUUUCUUUGUAUCAUGUGACUAUUUUGUAAGAAACCACUUUACAAUAAAAAAGUAAAUGUGAAAGGU
Boleophthalmus pectinirostris (great blue-spotted mudskipper) is the source of this 3719-nucleotide messenger RNA. RefSeq names its product spondin 1b (gene spon1b). Gene Ontology annotation, biological process: cell adhesion. NCBI's taxonomy places the organism in Eukaryota, Metazoa, Chordata, Actinopteri, Gobiiformes, Gobiidae. The transcript is spliced from 16 exons. The coding region runs from base 197 to 2593 and encodes 798 amino acids. Gene Ontology annotation, cellular component: extracellular matrix. The record is from RefSeq and is a predicted model, not a curated record.